This is a messenger RNA of Botrytis byssoidea, 1518 nucleotides long. RefSeq lists its product as uncharacterized. Lineage: Eukaryota; Fungi; Ascomycota; Leotiomycetes; Helotiales; Sclerotiniaceae. Gene Ontology annotation, biological process: transmembrane transport. The record is from RefSeq and is a predicted model, not a curated record. Gene Ontology annotation, molecular function: transmembrane transporter activity. The coding region runs from base 1 to 1518 and encodes 505 amino acids. The transcript has 5 exons.
AUGGAAUUGUCUGAGAAUGCUAUUACCAAGCCAAAUCGUACUCGCUUAACGCUUAUUAUGGUUGGCAUUUGUCCGGCAGUUUUCCUUACAGGCAUGGAUCAAACCAUAUUAGCUACGGCAAUCCUUGUCAUCAGCGUCGAGUUCAACACAUCACAAGAUAUUGGAUGGUGGGCUAAUGCCUAUCUUCUCACUCUGAGCGCCUUUCAACUGUUCUAUGGUAAACUUUACAGCCAUUUUCCCAUCAAAUUUGUUUACCUUGUCGCUAUUGUCAUCUUCGAGAUUGGAUCCCUUAUUUGUACAACAGCACAUUCCUCCAUAACCCUGAUUGUCGGUCGAGCAAUUGCUGGACUGGGUGCUGCUGGGCGUGCUGCGUACUUGGGUAUCAUGUCCGCUGCAUUUGGAUUGGCAGCUAUCCUUGGACCGUUCUUAGGAGCUGUUAUACUGCAACUGACUACAUGGAGAUGGUGUUUCGGCAUUAACUUGCCGUUAGGAGCAGUAACGGUAAUCUUGUGCGGCAUCCUUGUACACACACCAUCAGAUCCAAGUGCACAAUCACUCAGUCUCGUGCAAAAGGCACUACAGCUUGAUAUUCCUGGAACUGUAUUCAUGGUUGGAUCUUUGAUUUGUCUCCUCAUGGCUUUACAAUGGGGUGGCGCUGCCUAUCCUUGGAGUGAUGGUCGAGUCAUCGCUCUUUUUGUCGUAUCCGGUAUCCUCGCUAUCGCUUUUGUAGCUACGCAAGCGACAAAGAUUGCCGGAAAGGCUCACACAAUUCCAAGCAGCUUGGCGCUUAGUGUCUAUGUUGCCAUUUUGUUUCUACCUGUAUGGUUUCAAGACGUUCGUGGCCGAUCACCUCUUUCUUCGGGUGAACUGUUGACACCGUUGAUCGCUGGUUACGUUGUGGCUUCAAUCUUGGCUGGAGGCAUUACCAGUGGCUUCAAGUAUUACAAUCCAGCCAUGAUCAUUGGAACUGCACUCUCGAUUGCUGGAGCUACUUUACUCACUACCAUCAACCUACAUUCUUCUACGGCAAGGAUUGUCGGUUUUCAACUUUUGUACGGCUUUGGGGUUGGAUUUGAAUUUGGUCAGCCAAGUUGUAUCGUCCAAACACUGUUACCGGAAAAAGAUGUUCCCAUCGGUGUGACAUUUAUAACACUUGUCCAAAAUCUCUGCGCCUCAGUCUUCGUGACAGUAGCACAAAGCAUUUUCCAAGGGGAAAUGCACAAGCGUCUUGAACCACUUUUGCCACAAUCUUCCAACACGUCUUCUAUCUUGCUGUCUGCAUUACCCAGAAUCUUGUCAUCGUUACCAUCAGAGACUCAAGAGACAGCAAAGAUCGCCAUUAGCGAUUCCAUAAUUCGGACAUUUUAUGUUCCUAUGCAAGACGCUGCCAGACAAGAUCUUGUUAAAGAAGAUACAUCUUCUCCAGAAGAGACCGCACAGGACCAGAAUGGAAGAGAAGGUGUGAAAGAAAAUGAAAAGCAGGUUGAAAAGCAAGAUGUGAACAUCACUACAGCUUAG